Phoenix dactylifera (date palm) is the source of this 1458-nucleotide messenger RNA. NCBI's taxonomy places the organism in Eukaryota, Viridiplantae, Streptophyta, Magnoliopsida, Arecales, Arecaceae. The record is from RefSeq and is a predicted model, not a curated record.
UCUCUAUCCUCCAUUCUCCACUCCCCAUUCCAGACAAAAAAAGGCAUCAACUUCUGACAUUUCUAACGCAAAAACCUCUUUCCUUCCAUCCGUUCCAUCUUCUUCCCGACCAUAUCUUAUCUUGUAACGUGAUAUAAUAUUUUACAUAUAGGAUAUAAAUAACUAUCUAUCUAGUAUCCAUAUACGUAUAUGGCUGACCACCCGCCUUUAGACGUACAAAAUCCAGAUGACGUGCAUGGCGGCGACCGGGCAACUCCAUUGCAACCACCCGAACAACAGCCCGUUUUUGUCCACGGCGACAAUGCACCGCAGCCCGAGCCCCCUCCACCCACCCCGACCGGCGGCCGCGUGGGAAGGAACCGCCCGGCCGCCAGGAAGCGUCCGAGCUACCGCGGCGUGCGAUCGCGGAGCGGCAAGUGGGUGUCGGAGAUCCGCGAGCCCCGCAAGGCCAACCGCAUCUGGCUCGGCACGUACCCGACCGCCGAGAUGGCGGCCGUCGCCUACGACGUCGCGGCGCAAGCGCUCCGGGGAGCCGACGCGGUCCUCAACUUCCCCGACGAUAUCUCGUCCCGCCCGACCCCCGCGUCGGCCGCGCCAUCAGAUAUACGUGCUGCAGCCGCCGCAGCUGCCGCGGAGCUGCUGCUGAGGCCGGAGAGGCAGGAGGAUGUGGCGGCGGCGUCGAGGGCUCCGGGGAGCAGCGAAACGGGGGGCAGUAGCCGGUCUGGAGAGGGAAAGGAGGGUGAGUUUAUCGACGAGGAGGAGAUCUUCGACAUGCCCAACCUGUUGGCGAACAUGGCGGAGGGGAUGCUUAUGAGUCCGCCGAGGCUGAGCCCGAUUGAUUCCGAUGACUCGCCGGAGGUCUCGGAGGGACAAAGCCUAUGGAGCUAUCCAUAAAAUUAGCAGGCCGGAUGUUAGGUGGGGGGCUCCUAAAGGACUAUGAGCGAGGAGGGAUAAGGAGACGGAAGAGGGGCAGCUGCGUUUUCCCAUAUUAGCCAUCUCUGUAGACCUUUUUGGAAUGGCUGCUAUGGUUUCAGUGCGUGCAUGAGAACUACUUGAGCUCCAAUAAUAGUGUAUGAGGUGUUAUGUCAUGGUUGUUGAUGCUUUCCUGGUACUUAUAAUAGUAUUUGUAAACUCUAGUUUUUCUAUGGUACCUGGGGUUUUGGUGGAGAGCGUGGUUCUUAAUUUAACUAGUGUGAAGGGAACACAUUUUUCCUAUGUCAUACAGGAGAAUUGGAUUCCGAAGUAUCCAACUCUAGGUCUACGUGGGAGCUACCAUCUAAACUCGCAAGGAAAAUUCAACGAGAUUGAUAUGAAAAGGAUCCUUUAUCUUUUGACAAGUACUUACUAGUUUAGCCCUAAAGACUGUUCGAAGCUGGCUCCAUUAUUCUUCUCUAUCCUCGCAACAUAUGGAACAAACCUAUUUGCAGAUGGAUGAUGCAAGAUCCUGGCUCAAGCUCA